GCGCCGCCGGCUCCGCUCCCGCUGCCGCUCCCGCCAUGGAGGAGCCGCCGCUCCCGCCGCUCCGGCAGCUCCCCACGGGCCCCUCGGGGGACGCGGCGGCUCCACCGGCCCCCGUAGACGGCGAGCCCGCGCCCGCGGCCGGCCCCGAGUGGAACAUCCCGCCCAACGCGCCCGCCUGCAUGGAGCGGCACCUGGAGCGCGCGCGGUACCGCGCAGACGGGGCCCUGCUGCUCGGCGCGUCCGGGCUGAACGGGCGCUGCUGGGCCGGGUCGCUGUGGGUGUUCGCCGACCCCCGGCGCGCCCCCAGCGAGGGGUUCUGCACGGCCGGCGUGCAGACGGAGGCCGGGGUGGCCGACCUGUGCUGGCUGGCGGAUAGGGGCAUCCUGGUGGCCUCCGACUCCGGUGCCGUGGAGCUGUGGGAGCUGGAGGAGAACGAGACCCUUAUCGUGAACAAGUUCUGUAAAUACGAGCACGAUGACAUUGCCACUUCGGUGUCGGUCCUGGCUGGCAGCACCCAGGCUGUCAGCGGGGGCAGGGACUUCUGUGUGAAGGUCUGGGACAUCCCGGAGCAGACGGUGCUGCACUCCUACAGAGCUCACUCGGCAGCAGUGACAUGUGUGGCUUCCUGUCCUGGUAAGGACACUGUGUUCCUGUCCUGUGCUGAGGACAACAGAACUUUACUCUGGGACACCAGAUGCCCUAAACCAGCUACCCGAAUUGUUUGCAGUGCCUGUAAUUACCUCCCUACCUCAAUCAUGUGGCACCCACAGAAAAGUGACAUCUUUGUUUUGGGUGAUGAAAGUGGAACAGUUGCACUAGUAGACACAAAGAAUCCUGACUCUGCCCUCAGUGCCACCGUGCACGCCCGGAGCAUCACGGGCUUUGCAUUCUCUGCACACAGUUCACCCUUACUGGCUUCAAUCAGUGAAGACUGUUCAGUUGCUGUUCUUGACUCAGACCUCUCAGAGGUGUUCAGAAACCGUUCUCAUCGAGACUUUGUUAAAGGCUUAUCCUGGUCUCCUUCAGACGAUGCCUUGCUCACUACAGUUGGAUGGGAUCAUCAGGUUUUACAUCACACUGUCCCCGUACCAACUGGUGAAGCUUCUGGAGUCAACUGUGUAAAAGAAUAGUUUUAUAAACUCAUGGUCCAAGUUCCUUCCUGGCAUCACUUUGAUUCUGCUGAAGUCAAAGGUGUGUGUGAACUGGAGCGGGGAUGGUCUGUUGUCUGCCUUGAGGCUUGUGGCUCAGAAGGUUCCUGUAGUAAUUUUGAAUUAGGCCAGAGUUAGUUACAAACCAAGCUUUGCCCUCUCCUCAGGAGUGCUUCUGUAAUAUGACUUCAGUUUUACCCAGAAAAAAAAAAUUGCUUCAGGUACAGAGGAGACUUGGAGAGAUGGGGAAUUAGGUGUAAUGAAAAAUAAACUAAGUCAAAGAGGCUUGAAUCCUCCCUCAGUCCUCCAAACCACCCAUGGCAUUAACAGAAACAUUUUCUGAGGAGGUUAACAACACACCUCCUCUCAGGUGGGUGUGAGAGCCUUGCCCUUGAGCAAAGUUCUUUGCUCUGAAAUUUAAUUCUUCCAGUGGAAUGGGAAGACAUGUUCUAAUUCGAAGACUAGAAGGGUUCCAGUGUUGUCCUUAAUGCAGCCCUUGGUUUAGAGCAUUGGGCUUCAGUACCAGUGUGGAUCCUGUGCUGAGCACUGCUUGUGCACUGGUAUUGACACCUGUGCUUGGUGUGAGGAGUCCUGUACACUGUAAAAUGAGGCUCCCAGCUGUAGCCCUGUAAUUAAACACCUUUGUGAUGGUGCUGAAAUCCUGGGACCUGUGAUGCUCAGCCCCAGGGCCAGUUAAAGGGACUGAAAGCCAGGAGUGAGCAGUUGCUGUGCUGUUUGACACCAUAUUUCAUCUCCUCUGGGCUGAAGGCGGUUUACUCAAAGAUAAGACCUGUGAACAAAAGGUUUCUGUAAGGGAAAAACUGGACUAAGGACUUCAGUUGUCAUUUGCUUGCUCCUGUAACAGGCUCUGCUUAGUGAUAAACCAGGCUCCUCGUGCACUUGUGAUGAGUGACUUUUGUGCCAGCGACUGAGGGGACAGAACACUCCCAUAAUCCCCAAAACAGACUCCACAUAAUCCCUAGAGGUGUUUUUUUGUCAUAUAUCACAUCCAUUUCUAACUAAACCGUUUCCCUGGAACAUAUUUAACUGAAAAAAAAAAAAAGUCAUUGCUCUGCAUGAAUUGCUGCUGCUCUAGAUAUGGCUUGGUCUGGCCUAGUAUCUCCUAGACAGAAUUAAGCAAGUCCUGACUAAUGAAACAAAAAUACUGUUGAAAUGAAUGUUACCACUGGUUCUUUAGCAUGAUAGCAACACUUAAAUGUACACUGCUUCCAGUGUUUAUCCCUGCAUACACAUAGGUUUAGUUGUGCAAAGCCCACACUUAAUUUUUAGGCAGACUAAGCUUUCCCAGGCUCUGGACUUUUCUCAUAGUCUUUGUAAACCUCACCUGCUGCUUCUUUAACUCCCAUGUCAUACAGGUGUUUACAGAGCAAACCUCCUGUUCUAGAGCAGUGUAUGACAAAGGAAAAGGUAAAUGAUGAUAAAAACUGACACGUUUCCUCAAAAAAAUCCCCUUUGAACCACAAAGUCCCCUGUUGGGGACCUCUGAUGCUGUACUGAAACAGGUCUUGUGCUGGUUCUGAAAAAGUUGUCUUGGAAGAUGGUUUUUAAAUAAAUCAUAGUUUUCAUUUGUAACUGGGUUUAAAGUUUCACUGGGCCAGUUCUGUAGCACUGAAGAGCCAGCUGAGAUCAUUCACACUGUUGAAGUUGUGGUUUCAGUCCCUGAUAUUAAAACUGUUCUUAAAUAAAUGA
This is a messenger RNA of Chiroxiphia lanceolata (lance-tailed manakin), 2858 nucleotides long. It is a transcript of the gene WDR77, whose product is annotated as WD repeat domain 77. NCBI's taxonomy places the organism in Eukaryota, Metazoa, Chordata, Aves, Passeriformes, Pipridae. Gene Ontology annotation, cellular component: methylosome. The transcript is spliced from 10 exons. Gene Ontology annotation, molecular function: protein binding. Gene Ontology annotation, biological process: oocyte axis specification. Bases 36 to 1130 code for a protein of 364 amino acids. The record is from RefSeq and is a predicted model, not a curated record.